This is a messenger RNA of Oryctolagus cuniculus (rabbit), 3078 nucleotides long. The record is from RefSeq and is a predicted model, not a curated record. Lineage: Eukaryota; Metazoa; Chordata; Mammalia; Lagomorpha; Leporidae.
UUCCUGGUAUCCGAGUGAGAGCGAGCUGUACCCUGGAAUAACAGGAAGCCUCGUCCAUAGCAUCCUGUUGCUCUGGGCUUUGUGGCUCGCCCGCUGGCCACCAUGAAGACGUUUGAUGCAAAUGAUUUGUAUCAGGGGCAGAAUUUUAACAAGGUCCUCAGUUCCCUAGUGACUCUAAAUAAAGUGACAGCAGACAUUGGACUGGGAAGUGACUCCGUGUGUACGCGGCCCUCAUCUCACCGGAUCAAGUCUUUUGAUUCCCUCGGAUCCCAGCCUUCACACAGCCGGACUUCAAAAUUGUUCCAGGGCCAGUAUCGAAGUCUGGACAUGACGGAUAACAGCAACAGUCAGCUGAUCGUCCGGGCGAAGUUCAAUUUCCAGCAGACCAACGAGGAUGAACUGUCCUUUUCAAAGGGGGACGUCAUCCAUGUCACGCGUGUGGAAGAAGGAGGCUGGUGGGAGGGCACGCACAACGGCAGGACGGGCUGGUUCCCCAGCAACUAUGUGCGCGAGAUCAAGCCCAGCGAGAAGCCUGUGUCUCCCAAGUCAGGAGCGCUGAAGAGCCCCCCCAAAGGAUUCGACACAGCCGCCAUCAGCAAGAGCUAUUACAACGUGGUGCUACAGAACAUUUUAGAAACAGAAAACGAGUAUUCUAAAGAACUGCAGACUAUGCUCUCCACCUACCUGCGGCCGUUACAGACCAGCGAGAAGUUGAGUUCGGCCCACACUGCACACCUGCUGGGGAACCUGGAGGAGAUCUGCUCCUUCCAGCAGACGCUCGUGCAGUCCCUAGAGGAGUGCACCAAGUUGCCUGAGGCUCAGCAGAGAGUUGGAGGCUGCUUCCUCACCCUGAUGCCCCAGAUGAAGACCUUGUACCUCGCCUAUUGUGCCAAUCACCCGUCGGCAGUGAGCGUCCUCACGGAGCACAGGUGCGUCCCCACACGCCGCAUGGAGCCCGGCAUCUGUGUUCCGAACGACAACUCGCACUGUGGCUAGCCCGCAGAAUCGCGGCUUCAGAAACGCGGCUAACGUGUGGGAAUUGUGCUUCGUGCGUGUAAGGGGAGGGGCUCUUCCGUGAAGGCUCCUGCUAGCCUGGAGCCCGCGGAAGGAGCCGUCGGUGACCGGGUGACGCGGCCGCAGCCGCGUGGCGGCCGCCGCAGUCUCCAGUCCGGUGGCUCAGGAGGCUGAGUUAGAGCACGCUUCCUGUUCCGAGUCGGGAGUGGGUGUUCGAAACUGGAGACCAGCAGCUUCAGCUUUCCCCCAAGCACGAUUCAAGCAGGGAAGAGAACGCAGACGCCUUGCUUGUUGGGAAGACAGGUGCGUGUCCUGUGGACUGGAGGAGGGCGUGGCCAGGUGCCUCGGUUCCCGGGCUGUGUCUCCUGGCUACCCAGUGGAGCGUGGGGUUGCUUUGGUGUGAAUGGGCACGUGGAUGGGAGGGCGUAGGCGUCUCAGUCUCAAGUGCUAAUAAAGGCACAAUAUUAUUAUUGGUUCAGAAAAAAUUAGGUAGUUUCUCCUGGGAAGAGCAGUUCAAAAAAUAUUAAGGCUGCAAAUGGAGAUGCCCAGGUCUCACACUAGGUGAUGGGCAGGUGUGAUGGACUGAGGUCAGGUGUCCAGGUCUCACACUAGGUGAUGGGCAGGUGUGAGGACUGAGGUCAGGUGUCCAGGUCUCACACUAGGUGAUGGACAGGUGUGAGGACUGAGGUCAGGUGUCCAGGUCUCACUGUAGGUGAUGGACAGGUGUGAGGACUGAGGUCAGGUGUCCAGGUCUCACACUAGGUGAUGGGCAGGUGUGAGGACUGAGGUCAGGUGUCCAGGUCUCACUGUAGGUGAUGGACAGGUGUGUGGACUGAGGUCAGGUGUCCAGGUCUCACACUAGGUGAUGGGCACGUGUGAGGACUGAGGUCAGGUGUCCAGGUCUCACACUAGGUGAUGGGCAGGUGUGUGGACUGAGGUCAGGUGUCCAGGUCUCACUGUAGGUGAUGGACAGGUGUGAGGACUGAGGUCAGGUGUCCAGAUCUCACACUAGGUGAUGGGCAGGUGUGUGGACUGAGGUCAGGUGUCCAGGUCUCACACUAGGUGAUGGACAGGUGUGAGGACUGAGGUCAGGUGUCCAGGUCUCACUCUAGGUGAUGGACAGGUGUGAGGACUGAGGUCAGGUGUCCAGGUCUCACACUAGGUGAUGGACAGGUGUGAGGACUGAGGUCAGGUGUCCAGGUCUCACACUAGGUGAUGGACAGGUGUGAGGACUGAGGUCAGGUGUCCAGGUCUCACUCUAGGUGAUGGACAGGUGUGAGGACUGAGGUCAGGUGUCCAGGUCUCACACUAGGUGAUGGACAGGUGUGAGGACUGAGGUCAGGUGUCCAGGUCUCACUGUAGGUGAUGGACAGGUGUGAGGACUGAGGUCAGGUGUCCAGGUCUCACUGUAGGUGACGGGCAGGUGUGUGGACUGAGGUCAGAUGUCCAGGUCUCACACUAGGUGAUGGACAGGUGUGAGGACUGAGGUCAGGUGUCCAGGUCUCACUGUAGGUGAUGGACAGGUGUGAGGACUGAGGUCAGGUGUCCAGGUCUCACUGUAGGUGACGGGCAGGUGUGAGGACUGAGGUCAGGUGUCCAGGUCUCACUGUAGGUGAUGGACAGGUGUGCGGACUGAGGUCAGGUGUCCAGGUCUCACACUAGGUGAUGGGCAGGUGUGAGGACUGAGGUCAGGUGUCCAGGUCUCACACUAGGUGAUGGACAGGUGUGUGGACUGAGGUCAGGUGUCCAGGUCUCACACUAGGUGAUGGACAGGUGUGAGGACUGAGGUCAGGUGUCCAGGUCUCACACUAGGUGAUGGACAGGUGUGAGGACUGAGGUCAGGUGUCCAGGUCUCACUGUAGGUGACGGACAGGUGUGAGGACUGAGGUCAGGUGUCCAGGUCUCACUGUAGGUGAUGGGCAGGUGUGAGGACUGAGGUCAGGUGUCCAGGUCUCACACUAGGUGAUGGACAGGUGUGAGGACUGAGGUCAGGUGUCCAGGUCUCACACUAGGUGAUGGGCAGGUGUGAGGACUGAGGUCAGGUGUCCAGGUCUCACUGUAGGU